AUGCAGAGGGUUCUAGAGAUGCUGGCGAAGAUGGGGAACGAGAUGGUGGACCUGAAACAUAGAGUAUCCGAGCAAAGCGACACGAUCAGGAAGCUGAGCGCCACGGUUUACAAGCAAAGCACCAUCAUUCAAGGACAGGAAGAUCUGAUCCGAGGCUUGGAGGUCCAAGUCCAGGAAUCCAAGGAAGAGUUUCGACGCAAGAGCGAUGAGCACGACGCGGAAUUAAAACGGGGACACCAGGAUCUUCAGAGAGAAGUCGCCGCUUUAAAAGAGCAAUUGGCCCAGCUUACGCAGAAGCUGAAUGCUUCGGGUGAGGUGACUCUGUCAAGCGGCGCUCGAGCAACGUUUGCCGAUAUUGCGCGCACACUGCCAGCGAGCCCGCCGACGAGUCUAUCCAGCGUAGCUGUCCCAAGAAAGCAGCAGACAGCCAGCGAUCCUCUCCAUUGUACCAUCGACACAUCUCGCGCCAUCGAGACUGAGAUGAGAGCGAUGAACGGACAAGAGACCUGGAGAGACGAAGCCGAGCUUCAGAUGGUCAAAGAGGCUGCGCAGAAGACAGCCGUGGAAGGUUCACGAGUUAUGCGAGACCAGCUGUACCCGGUCCGAGUCGACAACGCCAACCGCACAGCAAUCCUUGACGCGGAAGGCAACGUUCUGCCUGGAGCGAUCGAGGCCUUGAGUGCCGAAAACAGAGUGACCAUUGGCAAGAUUUCCUGGUUGAGCAAACGAGAGUCUGGCAAAGCGUACGGGAGAUCGGUCACAAAGCAUAUGCAUGCAAGAAGCAGCGGACAUGCGGCAAGUGCGCAAAGGUUGGGCAUCACCACAGAGAGUGCACAGCAAUUGAGCCAAAAUGCGUCCCGUGUGGCGGACCGCACGAGUCGUUCAGCUGGAAAUCUGAAUGCGCACAAGAGUGAUGUGGUGCAGCAAAGCCUGAUGAACGACGCAGGCCUCAAGGACUUUGCUGUGCUGGCUCUUUCUGAGCCGUAUGCGCGUGUUAUCGACGGAGAGGUGGUGACGAGCCCUAUGGGACACCAUAACUGGACAAAGAUGAUACCGACGUGUGCUCGUGACGGCCUGUGGCCGAUCCGUAGCAUGCUUUGGAUCCGAAGUGACCUUGAGGCGGAGCAAGUGCCUGUGCCGUCGGCCGAUCUCACAGCAGUGGUGCUCCGACUCGAGGAGGAAGUGAUGGUGGUAUCAGUGUACGUGCAAGGAAAGAACGACGAGGCGCUGACGAGCGCGAUGGAGCUGCUGCGCGACCUGAUCGAUCGCUUCCGUGAUGGGACAGGAAACCGCACAGAUGUGGUUCUGGCGGGAGACUUCAACCGCCACGAUCUCCUCUGGGGCGGAGAUGAAGUGUCAGCGAGCAGACAGGGGGAGGGCCAGCCCAUCAUCGACCUGAUGAACGACUUUGGUCUCAGCAGCCUCCUGCCGAGAGGGACGAAAACGUGGCAAAGGGCGGACGAGGAGAGCACCAUCGACUUGGUGCUGGCAUCGGCAGAACUGGCAGACGAGGUGAUAUCCUGCAUGACUCACCCGACAGAUCACGGGUCAGACCACAGAGCGAUCCAGACGGCCUUCGACAUUCAAGUACCGGAGAGAACGUUUCCACAGCGCCUGAUGCUCAAGAACGCGCCGUGGAUCGCCAUCGCAACCAGGGUCGAGGACGAGCUUCGGCCUCUUCCGUGGAGUGUGGGGGUACAGACGCAGGCGGAUCAGCUCAUGAGGGUGGUCACCAAGGUGCUUCAUGAUCUGACACCUCGGGCACAGCCGCCGCCAUACGCGAAGCGAUGGUGGACAAAGGACCUGACGCGACUGCGGCAAACGUACACGUAUUGGCGCAAUCAAGCAAGGGCGCAGCGAAGAGCCGGUCAACCGCAGCCGGAUCUGGAGCAACGCGCCAAGGACGCUGCCAAGGAGUACCACGACAACGUGCGGAAACAGAAGAAGUCCCAUUGGGACGACUUCGUCACCGACGAGAACAACAUCUGGAAAGUGGUCAAGUAUCUGAAACCCGGCGUGAAUGUGUUCGAUGACAAGGUGCCGCCGUUGAGGAGAGCCGACGGCUCGAUCACCAAAGGCAAAGGAGAGCAAGGUGAGGAGCUCCUGAGCACCUUCUUCCCGCCUCUGCCAACCAUGAUCGAACCGGAGGGUGAGCGUCCGCAAAGAGAAGCGAUAACCAUGCCCGACCUCACCUUGCAAGAGAUUGAGGAAAAGGUGAUGGCGGCCAAGUCUUGGAAAGCGCCGGGGGAGGACGGCCUCCCUGUGAUUGUGUGGAAGAAGCUCUGGCACGUGGUCAAGCAUCGGGUGUGGACGCUCUUCGACUUAUCGCUUCGAGAGGGCGUGGUGCCCCAUCAAUGGCGGACGGCCAAGAUCAUCCCGCUGAAGAAGCCGGUCGUUGCAGAACGCAUCAGCUAUGCAGUCGAAGCUCAUGGGCUGUUGCCCGCGAACCACUUUGGUGCACGGAAACGCAGGUCGGCAGACCAAGCACUCGUGCUUCUGCAGGAGCGGAUAUAUAAGGCUUGGAGAAUGGGCAGGAUGAAAGCUCGAGGCAUCCCGAGUCGCCUGGUCAAGUGGGUAGACGCAUUCUGCUCGGAACGGACCGCAUCGGUGGUUGUCAACGGGCACACAUCCGAGCAGCAAGCCCUGGCGCAGGCCGGCUUACCCCAAGGAUCUCCACUAUCACCGGUGGCAUUUCUGUUCUUCAAUGCGGACCUGGUGCAGAAGCGAAUCAGUAACAACAGCGGCUCCAUCGCCUUCGUGGACGACUACUCUGCCUGGGUCACUGGACCAACGGCCGAGUCGAACAGAGAUGGUAUUCAGUCGAUUAUCGAUGAUGCGCUCGAGUGGGAGAAGCGCAGCGGCGCCACAGGGAAUGAUGUCAAGCCGAAGGACAAUGUGAAGCUGCUGGGAGUCAUCAUGGAUCAAGCACUUCGCUUCAAGGAGCAUAUCGCCGGAAUGGCCUCACCACGAACGGCAAGGCAACUGUUCACUGCGACCGUAGCGCCGACCAUGGAUUAUGCCUCCAACGCGAUCACGGGAGGGUUCCGUACGGUCGCGACGGCUGUGGCCGAGGCCGAGGCCAGCGUGCAAUCAUUUCGAGAACGCCAUGCUCAAGCGGCGUCGAGAUUCUGGAUCAGAACGCAGACGCUGCCGAGGACGCAUCCCUGA
Messenger RNA from Hirsutella rhossiliensis, 3168 nucleotides. RefSeq names its product endonuclease-reverse transcriptase domain-containing protein. The record is from RefSeq and is a predicted model, not a curated record. NCBI's taxonomy places the organism in Eukaryota, Fungi, Ascomycota, Sordariomycetes, Hypocreales, Ophiocordycipitaceae. Gene Ontology annotation, molecular function: catalytic activity. The coding region runs from base 1 to 3168 and encodes 1055 amino acids. The transcript has 10 exons.